AUGUUUAUUCUACCACACCAUAUUUUAUUCUUAUUUAUUCUGUUAUUUAGAAUAACCAUAGUUGCAUGUUCUAACUCCUGAUUUUCAAUGUGAUUAGGGCUAGAGAUAAAUAUAUUAUCUUUUGUGACUUUGUUAAUAACAAGAGUUAAUAUACGUGAGGCUGAAUCUGGUAUUAAAUAUUUUCUUGUUCAAGUAUUAGGUUCUAUUGGGUUUUUAUUUGGGAGUCUAAGAUUAGGUUGUUCUGGUUUCUUCUUCUCUUUUAACGAGUUCUUAUGAACCUACUUAAUUUUUUUUUCACUCUUAUUAAAAAUUGGUGUUGGACCUUUUCAUUUUUGAUUUCCUGGGGUAAUAGAAGGGAUUAAUAUAAUUAAUUGUGGAAUAUUAAUAACAUGACAAAAGUUAGGACCUUUUUGUAUUUUGAUUGAUUUACAAAACUCAAUUAUAAAAUCUGUUUUAGUAGUUUUCGCAAUAAUCUCUGGGUUAGUUGGAGGACUAGGUGGUCUCAAUCAAACAAGCUUACGCAAACUUCUAGCCUAUUCAUCAAUUGGGCACCUUGGUUGAAUACUUGGAGCUAUUUUUAUUUCCAAUACCAUCUGAAAGACUUAUUUUUUAACCUAUAGUUUUUUAAGACUAAGAUUGAUUUUAAUUUUAUUUUUCAUGGGAUUUACUCAUAUUAAUCAAGUAUUUUCCUUUGGGUGAGAAAAAACAACUGAUAGUUUAAUAAUUAUAAUAAUAUUUUUAUCCCUGGGGGGUCUACCCCCAUUUGGGGGGUUUUUAAUAAAAUGAGUUGUUUUUAAUGGUUUAGUUAACAAUGGGUUAUUUCUUUUAAGAACCAUUCUAAUUUCAAGAAGUUUACUGAAUCUUUUUUAUUACCUGCGUGUUUGCUAUUCAUUAAGAUUAAUAGGAAGAGAUGCACCUUUAUGAGUAUCAAUAAACACAAGAACUAAUAUUUCCAUUUGGGUAGUAUUGUCAGGUGUAAUUAGAAUUAUUAUUCUGUUUAGCUCUUCUUUUAUUUUAAUAUUAAUAUAA
Messenger RNA from Priapulus caudatus, 1029 nucleotides. NCBI's taxonomy places the organism in Eukaryota, Metazoa, Priapulida, Priapulimorpha, Priapulimorphida, Priapulidae. The record is from the annotation of a RefSeq genome assembly.